This is a messenger RNA of Nycticebus coucang (slow loris), 1604 nucleotides long. It is a transcript of the gene CCDC24, whose product is annotated as coiled-coil domain containing 24. Lineage: Eukaryota; Metazoa; Chordata; Mammalia; Primates; Lorisidae. The transcript is spliced from 8 exons. The record is from RefSeq and is a predicted model, not a curated record. The coding region runs from base 453 to 1499 and encodes 348 amino acids.
AAGUGAUAAACCGACUGGGUUCAGAAUCCUUGGUUCUUAACACCUUACCCGGGGCUGGAAGGUGCCCAGGGAUGAUCCCGAGGUGCCUGGGAUCAGCGCUGUGAAUGGUUCCUACUCUCAAGUCCUGUUCACCCCGGCCGGCGGUGGCGAUUCGGAGCUCCCAGCCCGCCCUUCGCGCGGACCGAGCCAGGCCAGAGGGCGGGGCCUGGUGGGCCGCUGCGCGGUUUCCCUGGUGACAGCCGCGCGGAAGAGGCGGGGUGGGGCCCCACCUCCCGGCUACCGGGCGCGGUGGCCUGGGACCGCGGCCACGGAGAGCCUGACAGAAGCGGGGCAAAAGAGAUAGUGCCAAAAACUGGGUUUCUGGACGGGGUAAUUCCGGCCGCAAGAGCUGGUGGCAGGAUCUGGGUCUGGAUUUGGGGGGUGAGGCUGUAAGCACGGGGCGGGGCACACAAAUGCUGCGCUGUGACCUGCUGCCUCUUAGGUGUGAGCUGGUGACUGCGGCGGGGCGAGCCAUGCCUUGGGACUCCCCGUCGUUGUGGGAGCUGGUGAAGGAGCAUGUUCCGCUCCAGGAGCGACCUGAAGUGAAGAGGAUUCUGGGGGAGGCGGCGGUGGACCUGAGCCUGGAGCUGUGGGAGGAGGUGGCGAUGUUAUGGGCACUGCUCCAAGAAGCUCGAUCUUCCCAAGCCCCCAGCUCAGCCCCCAUCUCUGACCCCUUCACUCUUCUGGCACCAUCACCCCUCAUAAGGGACCUUGUGCGCCAGGAAAUCCGGCAGCUGCUCCAGGGUCUCCGCUACAAGGCCAUCUGCGAGGGCAGGGACCAGGCGAAAGCUUGGGUCCAGUAUAACCCCAGGGUCCUGCGCUUUGCCUUGGAAGAGCCCAGGUGUAAUUUGCCAGACCGGGAGAUAUUCCAGAUAAGAGAUAGUGAACCCAGGUCUGGGGUGAGCAAUGUAGGGCGAGUGACAUUGACUUCAUCAGCCAGCAGCAGUCACAGGGAUCUCAGCCUCAUCAAGAACCAGCUGAAUGUGUCCAACAUUGAUCAGGUUGCUGGACACCUGAGAGGCCUCCUAGAAGAGGAGUGUCGUACCUUGGAGAAGGAGAUCCCCAUCCUGCAGCGCUGCCUGGAAGAGGAGGCCGUGCGGGCUUGCCACCCCUAUGAGGCAACCCUGGAGCCCACUCUGGCAGAGCUAAAGGAACAGAGGAGGGCCAUGGAGCAGGAGCUGCAGGCAUCUCUGUGGCCUUCUUGUGUUUCUUCCAACCACAGGCAGUGGCCCUUGGGAUCCUCCACUCAGGGCCUCAGACCGCUUCCUUGCUUCUGUGGGGCUGCUGGAGUUUGGGCUGUGUCCCUCCAACACCACCUGCCUGCACCUCCUUUGGAGCACUGUCCCCGACGUGGACGCCGGGCUGCCACCUGCCGCUGGGGACGGCAGCUUCAAUGCAGCCCCAGGGAAAGAGCAGCUUCCACCUUGGUGUCCAGUGAGGUGUCCCAGGCCCCAGCAUGAAGGGCUGGUCACAAGAUGGGCUUCAGCUCCUGCUGAAAUGUGCCCCAUCAGCUGCUGUGGCCCCACCAGCUUGAGAUUGCGUCUUGGAUGAGCUCUUGCCAAGAC